This is a messenger RNA of Trametes versicolor FP-101664 SS1, 4602 nucleotides long. RefSeq lists its product as uncharacterized. Lineage: Eukaryota; Fungi; Basidiomycota; Agaricomycetes; Polyporales; Polyporaceae. Gene Ontology annotation, molecular function: structural molecule activity; protein binding. The record is from RefSeq and is a predicted model, not a curated record. Gene Ontology annotation, biological process: COPII-coated vesicle cargo loading; intracellular protein transport; endoplasmic reticulum to Golgi vesicle-mediated transport. The transcript is spliced from 10 exons. Gene Ontology annotation, cellular component: COPII vesicle coat; endoplasmic reticulum exit site. Bases 7 to 4407 code for a protein of 1466 amino acids.
CGACCCAUGAAACUCAAGGAAAUUCACCGGACAUCGACCUUCGCGUGGUCGCCCUCGCCGGACCUGCCGUUGCUGGCGACCGGCACCGUCGCGGGGGCCCUGGACGAGUCCUUUAGCAACAACGGCCAGCUGGAGAUUUGGGCUCCGGACUUCCUCGACCGGAACCAGUUUGACCUUGGCGGCGAGGGCCAGGCGGGACCCAAGGCACAUGUAACGACGACUUCAAGAUUCAACCGCCUGGCAUGGGGGUAUGUGAACGGAGAACGCCCGCGCGGCGUGAUUGUAGCGGGCAUGGAGAACGGCGAGCUGGACAUUUGGGAUCCCGCAAAGAUUGUGGCCAAUGCCGACCCGUCCGAAUCACUCAUACUGCGCAACAAGACGCACACGGGCCCCAUCCGCGGAUUGGACUUCAAUCCGAUACAGACGAACCUGUUCUCAUCCGGCGCGGUCAAUGGCGAGAUUUACGUUUGGGAUCUCAAAGACCCAAGCAAGCCCUACUCUCCCGGCACUCGCAGUACGAAGCUCGACGAGAUCACCGCGUUGGCGUGGAACCACCAUGUCCAAUAUGCGCUUGCAGCAUCAAGCAGCACGGGAUACACGGUCGUGUGGGAUUUGCGCGGCAAGCGAGAAGUGGCUGCACUGGCGUACGGUGGUGGGGCAGGUACCCUCGCCGGAGGGAUGCAAGGGUUUGGCGGCCCUGGAUUCGCGGUAGGCGGACGUCGGGGAAUGAGCGAUGUCGCAUGGCAUCCUGACAACGCCACUCGUUUGGUCACGUCUUCGGAAGACGACACGUCGCCCGUGAUCAUGGUGUGGGACCUGCGUAAUGCGCGCGCCCCGGAGAAGAUCUUGACGGGCCACGAGAAGGGCGUGCUUUCCUUGUCAUGGUGCAAACAAGAUUCGGACUUGCUUCUUUCCUGCGGCAAGGAUAACCGCGCUCUCUGCUGGAACCCUCAAACCUCUGAGAUCAUUGGAGAGCUUCCCUCUGCAGACAACUGGGCAUUCCAAGUUGACUGGUGCCCGCGUAACCCCGACCUCUUCGCGGCGGCGUUCUUCGAUGGAACGAUUGGCAUUCACUCCAUCCAAUCUACCAACGACGCCGCCGAGGUCCCCGCUGCUGCUCCUCAGACUGACGCCUCUGACAUCUUUGGGGCUCCCGGUUUCUCUCGCGGAAGCCAGGCUACACUGUCGUUGAAGCACCCUCCGAAGUGGUUGCGGCGCCCCACGUCGAACUCCUUUGGGUAUGGGGGCAAACUUGUCACCGUGUCCAACCUGCCUUCCGCCCAGGGCAAGAACCAGAGCAGCAUUGUCCAUGUUCGCAAGGUGGUCACCGAGACUAGCAUCGUGGAGCGCGCACAAAAGCUUCAGUCGUCGGUCGAGUCUGAUAGCCUGAAGGACCUUGCGCAGGAGAAGACCUCGGAUGAUGCGUCUGCCACUUGGAAGGCUCUUCUUAGCCUGUUCAAGGCCAACUCGAGAGAUGAGCUCAUCACUCUUCUUGGCUUCUCCAAGGAGGAGGUCGCAACCCGGGUCGCUGAUGCCAUCGCAAACCUGAAGAAGGCAGCAGCAGCGAAGGCGAGCUUGCCUAUUGAGCAAGAUGUCACCGAGACCGACAUUAAGGCGCAUGAGCCUGUCGUGUCCUUUGCCGAGCCCGAGCGUGAAGCGACACCCGAAGAUGACGAAGGGGGCGAGGACACCCUCGACAGCUCCGCCCUCGCUGCGGAAGCCACUCCCUCCGAAGCAAGCGCCGGUGGGCUGUCUGAUACCACUAGCACGACGCGCCAGGCGGACGGAGAGUCCACCACCACUGCUCCUAGUCUCUUCGGUGACGACAACCUCAUCGGCACUCCGCAGGGCGAUGCAGCGGCCGACUUCUUUGGCAGCAUCGGUACCGCACGCACCGACGAGGAUGACAGCAUCCGGGUCCCACAUCACAACUACCCGUUGGACUCCUCGGUGGCCGCGACGAUCGGCUCGCGUCCCUCUUCCGUCGCGUCGGAGGUCCUGAAGGACAACACGUUCAAGAUCUACCCCAGCGACGAGUCCGAGACGGACCGCUUAGUCACGAAGGCGCUGGUCCUCGGCGACUUCGAGUCUGCUGUUUCCCUGUGCCUCUCUUCUGACCGCUUCGCGGAUGCCAUCCUGCUUGCAGUCAAGGGCGGCCAGGAGCUCCUCGCACGCACGCAGAAGGCAUACUUCGAGCGUCGCACCGUUCAACUCCCCUACCUGCGUCUCUUUCAGUCCAUCGUGACCAACGACCUCGACGACAUCGUCCAGAACGCCGAUUUACAGGAGUGGCAGGAGAUUUUCGUCGUGCUCUGCACGUUCGCGAACCAGGAAGAGUUCUCGGGCCUUGCCGAGCAGCUGGGUCAGCGCCUGGAGUUCCAGUCGAACAUCGUCAAGUCCUCCGGUGCAUACGAUGCUGAGUCCAAGGCUGCUGAUCUCCGCCGCAACGCCACGUUGACCUACCUCGCUGCUGGCCGCCUCGAGCGUCUGGUGAACAUCUGGAUCGAGGAGUUGGCAGAAGAGGAGAGACGCCUCGUCGCAGAGCACGACCACCUCGACGGCUCCCUGUACACUGUCCACGCCCUGGCUUUGCAGAGCUUCAUCGAGAAGGUCACCAUCUUCCGCAAGGCGAUCAACUACGUCGACGAUGAUCUCAGUAUCAAGACAGCGGUGAACGACCCGUCGGCUCGCUCGUACAAGCUUUCUGGGCUCUACGACCGCUACUUCGAGUACGCCGACCUGCUCGCUGCCCAAGGCUUGAUCAAGGAAGCAGUGGCGUUCCUCAAGCUAGUACCCGCAGAGUACACUGGUUCCGCCGGCUCUCCCUACGACUUCACUGUUGGUAGGGACCGUCUACUGAAGGCCGCCAGUGAGCCUCCUCUGAGGACCACGUCUCUUCACGCUUCUGGUCCUGCUGUGCCGACCAAGGCUGGCCCCACUGCUUCGACCAGCACCUACGGCUAUGGCCAGUAUGGCCAGCCUGUCCAACAGCAGCAGCAGCAACCGAUCAGCCAGUCGACAACUUCGUCGUCCAUCUACGAGCCUUACGCGCCUGCUGGUCAGUUAGCGGCUUCGCAGAGCUCGAACCCCUAUGCUCCUCCCGCCCCCGCUAUGCAGCCCCAGCAACAGCAACAAUACCAGGGCGGUCCUUCUGCAUACAACCCCUACACUCGUUCUCCCGCUCAGCAACAGAACCCUCUUCCUCAACAGCCCAGCGUCUUGCCGCCCCCACCACAGCGCGGCGCAAACGCUACGCCCUCAUUGCCCCCGCUCGCGCCGCCUCCCCAGGGACCGCCUAGGCGGGACAACGGCGGCUGGAACGAUGCCCCUGCUAUCCCGCAGAGGAGAACGCCUGCUCUUGCGAACGGUGGGAAGGGUGUCAUCACCUCUCCUUUCCCUAACGCCCCAUCGCCGUCGUCGCCGUCUCCGUACGGACAACAGCCCGCAGCUUCGCUUCCCCCUCCCCCUCGUCCCGGCAGCGUGCAGCAGCGCCCCCCUCCCCCUCCCCAGGCUCACCACGGACCCCCACCUCCAGGUGCUGGAGGACCCGGACCCUACCCUCCCCACGCCCGUCCGCCUUCAGGACCUCCUGGCCCUCCCCCGCAACAACACUUCGCGCCGCCGCCUCAGCGCGGUCCCUCACAAGGCCCUCCUGGACCUGGCAUGGUAAGACCUCCUCAAGGUCCUUACGGCGCUCCACAAGGCGGACCCAUCCCUGGCCAGACGCCGCCGCCCCCUCACGGACAUGCGCCAUACCCGCCUCCUGGCGGCCCAGGUGGUCCCUCCGGCCCAUAUGCUCGUGCGACGCCUCCCCCUCAGUUUGCGCGUGCGAUGUCACCCCCAGGUGCGCAGGCAGCGGGUCCAUAUGCUCCUCCACCCCAGGCCCAGCAGUUUGCGCCGCCACACGCCCAGCAACAGCAGCAGUUCGCACCCCCACAGCCCGGGCAGCAUAUGGCGGGCCCGCCGGGCGGUGCUCCCCCUCCGCAAGGUCCUCCGCGCGGACAGGCCCCUCCUGGUGGAGCCGCCCCAGUCCCGCCUCGCGCGAAGCCUGGUCCGCCGCCCCCCAAGUACCCGCCUGGUGACCGGAGCCACAUACCCGACGGUCUGCGUCCUGUCUUCCAGGUCAUCUCGAACCAGCUAGAGCAGCUGAAGCAAGUCACGCCGCAACAGCAAAGACGGAUGGUCGACGAUCUGGAGCGUCGAAUUAGCCCGUUGUUCGACGCCCUGAACUGCGAGACCUUGUCGCAACCCGUCUGCGAACAGCUCGUGAUGCUCACACGAGCUAUGGAAGCUCACGACCGCGAGGCGGCGAUGGCUAUUCACAUGGACCUGCUCACGCGUGGCUCGCUGACUGACGACAUCGGCUUGUGGAUGUCUGGGGUCAAGCAGCUCAUCUUGAGGCUGUGAUGGACGUGCCUGACGUACGACGCGUCCACGAUGACUAUUUAUGCCGUUCACCACGCAACAAAAGAGACGACGACGACAAGGAUAUGGAUGGACUGGCAGUGGUAUAGCAGCGUCGUCUCGGUUUGGAUGUCUGUCCGUAGAUAACGAUGUCUUCCGUGCAAGUGUUCUUUCGAUGUCUAUCACUCUCUGGAAUGC